This is a messenger RNA of Aaosphaeria arxii CBS 175.79, 2596 nucleotides long. RefSeq lists its product as uncharacterized. The transcript has 2 exons. The record is from RefSeq and is a predicted model, not a curated record. Lineage: Eukaryota; Fungi; Ascomycota; Dothideomycetes; Pleosporales. Bases 354 to 2306 code for a protein of 650 amino acids.
UCCCAUUCUUCCCAAUGGUUGGCUCCCAUUUUCCUGCAACCUUCUCAUAGGCCUGCAUCCUAGCUACUGCAGGUUCCCGCAUCUGUAGCCUCUUCUAUUCAUUCUUUUCUUGACCUGCUGUCUAUCUAUCUUUUCUCCCCUCGUUCCUUUCUUCUGACUGGCAUUCUUUUAUUACCUUUGGCUUAGCUCCUUUCAGCCUUUCCUCUCUUUUCCUCUUCGCUUUCGCCCUUCUCUCCUUCUCUCCUCCGUCGUCAUCUCGACAUCUUCCUUCUUUUUCGUCCUCUUGUGCGUUCUUCAACUGUUCGUGGUUUUUACGGAAAGGGAAGAGAUGCUUGCCUGGUAAGCAAGUCACUAUGGCCUUUCGAUCAACCUCGAACUCCAACUCAAAGUCAUGGCUGGUCCUAAACUUUGGAUGCUGUGCAUCCAGUCGCGAUAGUCUGGAGAGUAAUGAUGAGGGUAGGGCUGCCUUGAGGGCAAAUGGAGAGUCUGAGAUGCGGAUAUGCUAUGACCAACCAGAGACAGUGGCACAACCUCGAGCAGAGCCAACAGUUGCGCGACCUUCUACCAGUCAAUCUAUGAGCCGCCAUGUCUCGCAAUGGGUCGCGAACAGUCGGGAUUUUGCUACGCGGGCGUCGUCCCGAGCGAGCGUCCAUACGCUCAGCAGGCCGAGGGCGUCGCACUCGAAGAGUAGGCCCAGUAUCGGACGACCAAUGGACUUCCGACAUUAUGGUGGUGUUGAGGGUCUCGAGAAUAUCCAGAGCAUGAUUGAUGAUGCUCCCAUGCCUGUUCGCCGACGACGAUCUUUCCGACCCAUUGAACUAUCCAUCUAUCUUCCUGAUGGUCGACUCUCUCCGUUGCCGGAUUUCGCAGAGGAGGAAUGGAAUACGCUUCCAGAGAUGCCGGCUCAGGCUCUUGUCCGUCCACGCGAUUCUCGUGUCAAUACCUUCUCCUCAGAGCUAUCGAUGUCGAACCAGGCGAUCCAACGCAAACCUGUGGGCUCAGGAGUUAGCUCCCGCCGCUCCAGCGUGAACAGUCAAUUCCCAUCUCGACCGGUAUCUGUUGCGCUGUCUACCUUGCCAUACAUGACCGAGGAGCCAGCAGCAAUCAGCCGUCCGGAAUCAAUUGGCAGUGUCGGAAACGUCCGCCGUUCAAACACCUCACAUUCACAAUCCUCCACAUCUCGCCUUCUCUCUCGAUUCCCCUCCCCAGCACGCUCUCGUUCGAAUACUUCUUCCACGGUGGCUACCCGUCCAGGCUCUCUCCGACGAGUGAAGACCGACAACAUCGACGAAGCUAUUCGCGAACUCAACACCAUCGUCGAGGAACGUCGUGCCUCGGCCUACCGAUCGCAAGUCCAGUCCACGACUUUCCCUACUCCCCCAACGAGACACACUCUGUCAACCCACGUACCUGCACUCGCCCCAUCCCGCGUUAUGCACGUUCGCAGCGAGACCCUUUCAGAUAUCGGUUCCGCAUUCUCUGCUCCAUUCGCGAGCAAACCCCUACCGACGCUCCCUGAAAGGCCCCAGACGGAGCUUCGUCUCGUCCCUCCAUCAAACACUUCAGGAGGCCCACUGACGUCGAACCCCGUGACUCCCCCGAGCGGCACGCCAUCUACACCAAUUCAGCGAUUUACAACCUGGCUCAAGCGCUCUAUUCCCACGACGCCCACAUCCGUCUUCACCUCUUCUCCCACUGAGAUCCACUCGUUCGCCGGGCCAUCCGCACUCCCAGCCUCUCGACCCAAAUCCACAAAGUCCACCAAAUCAACCCGCUCGACCUUCUCCACCCCCUUCUACAAACUCGCCCCAGCCUCCACGACCGGACCCUCCCUCCCACCAACCACCCGUCCAUCCACCUCCGCCUCUGAGAAGACCCUCACUCAUGCCCGACAAGACUCGACCGAAACCGCAACGGUAACCCUCUUCUCGACCUCCACCACACGCCCAACAACCCCAGCCCUAUCCCGCGGACCAACCCCCUCCCCCGACACCUCUCCCGACCUCUCCAAAGACGCGCCCCAGUCCUUCCAACGACACACCGCCUCCCUCCAAGCCCUCGCCGGCCCAGGAAAAGCCCGCCGCAUCCCUGCACCCCUCACCCUCGACAAGUCAUCCGCCCACAUCGAGCCCGCACUCCCUUCCUCCCGCAGCAUCCACAGCAUCAGAAGCAUCAACCAGAUCACUGGUGAGCCGGAGCUCGUCACGCUCGGCCUCAGACCGCCCAUGAGCCCCAACUACGACGUCCUUCGCGGGAUGGAGCGGACGGGUCGCGGCGUUAGCGGCGAAGUUGGCGUCGCUUUCUAGUCCUCACUUUCCUUCUCCCCUACUACCCCCUCCUCCUAUCCUUCCAACACCUUUCUCAGUCCAGCGCUGGCUAGACGACACGACCGACGAAAAAUCGACGUUCGGAGGGGCUCCUUCCUCCCCUUCGAACCGGUGGCGGGAUGUUUUAUUCUUUUCGUUAUACCCCCUUUUUUUUCCUUUCGGCUCUUUUAUGAUGGACCAGGCAUGGCGCCACGACCUUGCGGGGCCUUCACCCAUCCACAAUGUGUGCGUGUGGCUAGCUGGAUUCAUUGAUAUAGUUACUUUAUACC